UCGGAUCUGCUGUGAAUUUGCAGAUGUCUGUCUGAAUGACAAACUGUUGGCUUUUGAUUAUGAUUGAUGAAAGGAUCAAUGUGAAACCGUUAUCAAAUCACCACCUGUUACCAGAAAAUCAGCUCAUGGGAUCCAGGGGAUUACUAUGGAAGGUCUGCUGCCCGGCUUUCAACAGAGCUGGCCUGAUCUCAGAUCAGUAGAGGUCUCGUCUCCGCACCUGACAGGCUGACGUGUACUGUGCGCUCCUGCCUCCACCGUACAGCUGCAAGGGUCCUGAGACCAAGGCCGGGCAGGGCUUAUUCAUGGCUUGACCUCCUCACAGUACGCGCUGUGGACACUUCCAUUGAGGGCCGGCUCCCUCUAAGUACCAUAGCACAUGGAUUUCAAGACUUCAAAUGAAGAGACAAAGUCUGGGAUUUUUUUGCUGCAAGAUGGCAACGAAGAACCUUUCAAUGUGCGCCUGCAUCUGGCCAGAGACAUCCUGACUAUUCAGGAGCAAGAUGUCAUCUGUGUGUCCGGAGAACCCUUCUAUUCCAGUGAAAGAACUGUUACAAUCCGCCGUCAGACAAUAGGAGGAUUCGGCCUGAGUAUCAAGGGCGGAGCAGAACAUAAAAUCCCUGUUGUGAUAUCAAAGAUAUCAAAAGAACAAAAGGCUGAACUUUCUGGGCUGCUCUUCAUUGGAGACGGGAUCCUUCAGAUCAAUGGAAUUAACGUGAGGAGCUAUCGACAUGAAGAGGUGGUUCAGGUGCUGAGAAAUGCUGGGGAAGAAGUCACACUCACGGUGUCCUUCCUGAAGAGGACACCCGCCUUCUUAAAACUCCCCCUCUGCGAAGACUGCACCUGCGUUCCGAGUGACCAGAGUAGCGGCACGUCAUCACCUCUCUGCGACAGCGGCCUGCACUUGAACUACCAUCCAAACAAUACGGAUACAUUGUCAUGCUCGUCGUGGCCCACUUCCCCGGGCCUGCGCUGGGAAAAGAGAUGGGUGGACCUGCGGCUCAUUCCCCUCCUCCACUCACGCCUCUCCCAGUACCUGCCAGGCUCCGAUGUCUGCAGGCAGAAUGCCUUUCAAGUGAUUGCUGUGGAUGGGGUGUGCAGCGGAGUGAUUCAGUGCCCUACUGCUGAAGAGUGCCUCGAAUGGCUUCAGGCGAUAGCAACCAAUAUAUCAACUCUCACAAAGCACAACGUCAAGAAGAUUAAUCGAAACUUUCCAGUAAAUCAGCAGAUCAUUUAUAUGGGAUGGGUGGAGGAGAAAGAGCAGGACAUGGUGCAGGACCGAAUGUACACACCAAAGUUCCUUGCCUUGAGGGGCUCCUCGCUCUUCAAGUUCUCGGCACCGCCUGUAACCACGUGGGACUGGACGAGGGCUGAGAAGAGCUUUACCAUCUAUGAGAUCAUGUGCAAAAUCCUGAAGGAUGGUGACCUUGUGGACCAGCGGCGGCACUGCUUCUGCCUGCAGGUGGACACAGGCGAGGACACCUUCUUCAGCGUGGAGCUGGAGUGUGAGCUGCUGGUCUGGGAGAAGGCCUUCCAGAUGGCCACCUUCCUGGAGGUGGAGAGAAUACAGUGUAAAACGUACGCCUGUAUUAUGGAGAGCCAUCUAAUGGGGCUGACCGUGGACUUCAGCAUGGGAUUCGUCUGCUUUGAUGCCGCUUCAAAGGCAGUACUCUGGCGGUACAAGUUCUCCCAGCUCAAAGGGUCUUCUGACGACGGGAAGAGCAAAAUCAAGUUCCUGUUCCAAAAUCAGGACACCAAACUCAUCGAAGCAAAGGAGCUGGAGUUCUCCAACCUCUUUGCCGUGCUGCACUGCAUCCACGCGUUCUUUGCUGCCAAGGUGGCCUGUCUGGACCCCAUGUUCGUGGGGAGUCAGAAUGCCGCCACUGCAGCUGCUGUCAACACCAUCACCUCGGUUUCCUCAACCAUGCCCCCAUCUAAAAUAAAGUACACCACCUGACCGGUAGGACCUCAGCUUAUUUUGGGGGAAACUGUGGGGAACCCAUGCCACAUUGGAUGAAUGUGGACACACACAGUGAACAUCCGAGAAGAUGAUCUGAUUGGAAAUGCUGACAGGACUGAAAGGCUCUAAUCAACAGAGUGGAGAGGACGUAUCACAACCAUGCGCUCCACGAGCUUUGAUUAAAUACAUAAUCGAGGAUCACACGGAAGAAAGGAGAAGAAAACAGAAUCAAGCAAAGCAGAGCACUGUAUUGAAAUGCUUGCAGAGGACUGAGUAGAAAUCCAGAAUGCAGCUCUCUCUCUCUCUCUCACACACAGUUUUGCUUCGAUCAUUUACUGUUUUGGUGCUGUUGCAGGCAUUUCAUCACAACAUAAUUGUGUGAGGGUCUUUGAAUAAUACUGUGGUUUAGAAUUCAAGGUCAGCAGGUUUUUGGAAGUCAUGCGACUGGUUAUGGUCAUGGUCAUUGGUAAGAACUAGCAUUAUUCCCCUUAUCAACUGGUAGUUACCAGAUGGCAUACCCACCCUUUAAAUUGCCUUUUUUCAGUUCACCGAAAAACCCUUACUCUUUUCAUUGUAUUUACUGAAAAUAUUGAGUUGCUUUAUGAAACACACACUUGCUUUAUGAAAAACACACUUCAAGGAGAGGCAAUAUAUAAAGUUUAAGUUUAGAAAUUACAUUAUAUGAGAGUUUAUAGUAAGAUGGAGACAGAUAAUUAUAAUGUUGACUUAUUAUGAUACUUG
Engraulis encrasicolus (European anchovy) is the source of this 2698-nucleotide messenger RNA. RefSeq names its product syntrophin, gamma 1 (gene sntg1). The transcript is spliced from 19 exons. The coding region runs from base 377 to 1954 and encodes 525 amino acids. Gene Ontology annotation, molecular function: structural molecule activity; protein binding. The record is from RefSeq and is a predicted model, not a curated record. Lineage: Eukaryota; Metazoa; Chordata; Actinopteri; Clupeiformes; Engraulidae. Gene Ontology annotation, cellular component: dystrophin-associated glycoprotein complex; intracellular anatomical structure.